AUGGCAAUCGGUGUGGUUCAUAAAAACAAAAGUGGAGCUCUUGAAAACGAUGUAAGCAAUCUGCAAAGGACCAUUGGAACUUUAAAAAGGUGUCUCGAAAUGGCCGGAUCGAGUCAAGGAAAUAGAAGCGCAAAGACAUCAUUGAGCGAAGAAGUGAGUGCGCUGACAAUUGAAGAAGCUGUUCCUGAAGCAUCAAAAUGGCCUCAUUGCCAGCACAUGAUCAGUCAGGACGAAGCGCGAUCCGACGAGCCAGUGAUUAAUAUUCGUCUUGUCCCGUAUAAGGAUGAAUCGCAAAUCGGAGAUAUCAUGCGCCUUAUUACCAAGGAUCUCAGUGAGCCGUACUCGAUCUACACUUAUCGCUAUUUCUUGCACAACUGGCCCGAACUUUGUUAUUUGGCGUACGAUACUGAAAAAGGCGUAUACGUUGGAGCUGUUUUGUGCAAAUUGGAAUUAGAUCAGCUAUGCGGAAGCAAGGGAUAUGUCGCUAUGCUCGCUGUAGACGAGUCGUGCCGUCGUUUGGGACUAGGUACGCGUUUGGUUCGCCGCGCAAUUCAGGCUAUGCAAGCAAAAGGAUGUGACGAGGUUGUUCUCGAGACAGAAGUGAGCAACAAAAAUGCGCAGCGAUUGUACAGCAGUCUUGGAUUUAUUCGUGAGAAGAGACUUAUCAGAUAUUAUUUAAAUGGAGGUGACGCUUUUCGUCUUCGUUUGAUCUUCAAUGCUCGAUUCGCCGACAGCAACGCGUACAUUUCGCCUCCUCCGCAGAAUGUUUGUCCGGACGACGAUGAGAGCAUCGAAGGGUCUGAUGAGGAAAUCGACGAGGAACAAUCCUGUUGA
Messenger RNA from Caenorhabditis bovis, 834 nucleotides. The record is from the annotation of a GenBank genome assembly. NCBI's taxonomy places the organism in Eukaryota, Metazoa, Nematoda, Chromadorea, Rhabditida, Rhabditidae.